GGAUAAGUAAAUAAAAGCGAAAAAUGUAGGAAAUAUAACUAAGUGAUUUGAUUAAAUUUUCGACAUUAUAUUCAUUAUUUUUUUCUUGCCGGAGAGAUGAUAAAAAAGAUUAUAUCGAAAAAUACAGCUGCAUUUUGACGCGAUCUUUGGGACAGUAACUUCGGCGAGUGGCAUAAAACAUUCUUAAAUCUGCAAGUAGAAGAGGACGUUUUUAAUCAGACAUGACUAUAUACGUAGUUCGAUUGUUACAUUCGUUUAUCGUGACUGAUAUAAAAGAACGAAGAAAAAAUAUAUGGGAAAUAUGCUUGCGGAAUCACGCACUGGAACAACGCAGAUGUUGAUAUUAGAUAUUGAAAUGAUAAAAUCGCGGGAAUUGCAAAGCCUCUUCAAAUAAACGCGCCUGCUCGACAUCGAUCACUGAUUUCUAUGGUUACGUCUUGGCGUAACGACGAUGGUGACAACAAUGCCAACGACGACGACGAGGAUGUCGCCCUGCACAUGUCCAUGCGAUCAUGUUAGAGACAAGGUGAUGAUUUUUGCGACGCCUGCAAUGAUGUGACAAUAAAGUUACCUCCUCCUACUCUCUGCUAACUGGGGAUCCUCCCUAUUACACACAGUGCUUCCCAAUAACACACACGAUCCGAGGAUUACGCGCAAAAAAGCAACGCCAAACCGUUGGCCGUGGUCGGCGUCGUUGGAAAUCGGUGCCAAAAGUCGACACAGACAAGCUAUAAGAGCCAACCCCGCAAAAGUGUGUCAAAGAGGAAUUGAACGCAGGGUGGAACGGAGAGAGAGAUAAAAAGAGAAAAACAAAGAAAAAGUGAGACAAAAAGAAAAAGAUAUAUAAACGUAAUACGGAAGAUCAGACACGGAUAUCCUUAGAAACGGGGUGAAAAGAAGGAUACGUGAGGUCAGAAGCGUGUUAAGGCGUGUCGUGUCAGAAACACAAACGAGCAUCACGAGUACAGAGAGUGGUGUGGUGACGCAGAGUGGUGGUGGUGGUGGUGGCGGGGCAAGGCAGGUGGCAGGAUUUAAGCCGGAAUAAGAGCAGUUAGAAUGGGCAACAAGCUUUCUUGCAGUUGCGCACCCCUGAUUAGAUCAAAGACGUAUCGUUACGAGGACAGCCCAUGGCAGGCCGGUGCCAGGGGCGGAAUGGGCGGCGCCGGAGGACGCAGGGGUGAUACUGGCCACUUGCUCAGGCUAUGGGCCGAAGUGUUCCAUGUAAAUUCGAGCGGAGCUGGCACCGUCAAAUGGCAGCAGGUGUCUGAAGAUCUGGUCCCGGUAAACAUCACUUGCAUCCAGGAUUCGCCGGAGUGCGUCUUUCAUAUCACCGCAUAUAACAGCCAGGUCGAUAAGAUUCUAGACGUGCGGUUGGUCCAGCCAGGUACGCGCAUCGGCCAAGCGUCAGAAUGCUUCGUUUACUGGAAGGACACAGUGACAAAUGAUACAUGGGGGCUGAACUUUACAUCUCCCAUAGACGCAAAGCAAUUCAGAGAAUGCUGCUCACCGUCGUUCAAGAUUUCAAGGAAAGCGUCCUCUUCUUACUCGUUGAAGCUCGAGCCACCGAACAAGCAGAAGAUCAAAACACGCCGAAAGCCACUGUCGACACCAGCCUCACCGAGCCGAUCCAGAGAACCUCAGUGUACCUGUAUGACACCGGAGCAGUUUGCCAGGCUACGUAGCCAAGAUCCCAGAUAUCGAAGCCCGUGUGGACCGUCUACGCUUCCACGGACCAUGGCGCGAUCCACGGAGAUGGAAAUGACACCGGGACGAGACAAGAUAACAGCGGCCACAUCCAGCGCAUCUCUCUACGACAACGUCAACAAUCCUAGCGCGACACCUGGGAAAACACCAAAGACUGGCGAAUCGGCCAAACAAAAGGAUAAGCAGAAUGAGACGUGUCAGACAACCCCAAAGACUGCCAACGUUGGAAUCGGAACUGUUACGGUGGGAUCGCAGAUCGACAGUCCCGAUGAGAAAGGUUCUACGAUAUCGCCGAAGAAAUCGCAGAAGCAGAGCCAGGACACAUCCACGCAGCAGAAUGGUACUGAGAUGUUGAAAUCAGAGGGCACCCAGGCUGGCGGUACUCUGCAGAGCAAGUUGCUACGUAAAGAGCAGCUGCACCAUACCAAGUCGGCCGACUAUACCGAAUUGGAGAUGCAGAACGGUAAUCUCUUCAACAUCGUCAAUAACAAUCACGGUCACAGAUCGAAGAGCAAGAGCACCGAUGACAUGCGGAUCGAGAAUGCGCAGAACGGCGGCAUCAGCCUGGAUUCGAAUACCUUGAAGCGCAUGUUGAAGCCGAUGCCGAGCAUUGACAGCCCGGUAACAUCGCCGGAAAUGACGAGGAAACGUCACAGUCACCAUAGCUAUCAUUAUCAUCCGAGCAAUAACAAUCAGAAGUACAUGAUGCAAGAGGUUGACAACGAGAAUUAUGCGCAUCCCUAUCGCGCGCCCUAUAAUAAUAAGUUUCAGGGAUCCAGAAGCGUUCACGAUAUGAGCCGACAAUAUACUGGCGGCAGAGGAAGGACGUACUUAGAUUCGGAACGUAAUCGGUGCACAGGUGACAUGUCGCCGCCCUCGGACAAUGUCAUUUUCGACAACCAAUGCUAUGCGACCACGCCGAGCUCGUCGAACGGCAACUCCGACAUGGAGCAGCCGAAUCAUUGCAACUCCCGUCGUUGCAACGGGGGCCAGACAUAUCAGCAGCAGAAUAUGCAAUCGGUGUCGACUCCAGGCAGCCCAACCAGUCGGUUGCUUCUCGAGUACGAGAUGCAUCUCAGGAAUACUCUAGCCAAGGGUAUGGAUGCGGAAAGUUACAGCCUGCGUACAUUUGAGGCUCUGCUGACGCAGAGCAUGGAAAACUUAGAAUUUGCGGAAAACAUACCGUUGAAUGUUCAGCGUACACCUCACGUUUCGCGAAGACGUUCCAGUUCCAACAAAUCGUCGACUCUGCCGCUAUCGUAUCGUUAUUGCAAUGAAAGACAAAACAGCAAGGAUCGAGACGGCUAUUAUAGCGAUCGUAAUGAGAUGGUGAGAGAGAAGAGAGAGCGAGACUCUGAUCGAGAUCGCGGCUAUCUUAGCGACUACAAUUCUAGCUACAGUCUACAGCGCAACUACCGAUCGCUCGAGAGGCGGCGAGAGCCAAAAAAGAUGCCGAAAAUGCCAAAGUUGCCGGAAAAAAUUUUCUAUCGUAUUCUGGAUGAUGGAUCCGGAGAUCAAACUCAGAAUAAGAAACAUGUGAAAUUUCAAUUGCUCGGAGAAGAUGACGAUGCAAAGAUAUCGUCAGGCAUACCAUGCUCGGAUUUGUCGCCUAUACCUGCACGAUGCGCCAGCUGCAUCGGGGAAUCCGCGCGUGCACAAUGGUUUCGGCAUUCUGACGGUUGGCAAUCCGGCAGCUCAACUCUCGGCUCUGGUGCUUCGAGUUCGAUAAAUCCAGGGUAUUCGGGAUAUAAGAGAGAGUCACCCUGGGAUUCUCUUCCUUCUUUAAGACACGAGGGCAGCCUCAACGACAGUGGAUAUAAAUCCAACCGGACUGAUUCUCUUGAACAAAGAGGUACUUUUGACAGACAAGACAGCGUCAGAUCCGAUUACAUGUCCGACCGGGAUGGCAGAUACGGAAUCGUUCAACAAGCUUCAUUGGAGAGUACCGACUCAAGGCUUUGCUACUUGACGUCUUCCGAGAUGUCAGACGAUGAUAGAAUGUCACUCACCACCGCUGUCAGCGACGAUGACGACGGCGAGAGUGUCAUAAAUUCGCCCUAUCGUGGAAAGCAGACUGGUACAGCUGCAGCUUCGUUCAAUUGCACCGGUGCAGUUCGGAAAGCAGGAUUUCUCAGUGUGAAGAAAUGGCUGUUACGCAAGAAGCAUCAGAUCGAGCUAGCUAGAAAGAGAGGCUGGAAGGGUUAUUGGGUCUGCCUGAAGGGCACUACACUCCUCUUCUACCCUUGCGAUUCCCAGGAAAGCAGAGCUAUGGAAGCGGCACCUAAACAUCUAAUCAUUGUUGACGGUGCGAUUAUGCAGCCGAUUCCUGAACAUCCGAAGAGGGAUUAUAUAUUUUGCCUUAGCACCGCUUUCGGAGAUGCUUAUCUAUUCCAGGCGCCAUGUCAAGUGGAGCUGGAAAAUUGGGUGAAUAGUAUUCAUUCGGCGUGUGCCGCCGCUUUCGCGCGUCAUCGCGGCAAGACCGGCACGCUGCAUCUUCUGCAAGAGGAGAUCUUUCGUUUGGAGAAGGCGAUCGAAUCGGACCACAAGAUGAAACACAUGGCAGAUCUCCAGCAAUCAGUGGUGUCCGACGUCGACACUAAGCAGCAAAUCAACAAUCAAAUAGUACAAUGGGAAGAGAAUCUGGAACGUCUACAUUGCGAACAAUUCCGUUUGCGGUGCUACAUGGCUAGUUUGCAGAGUGGCGAACUGCCUAAUCCGAAAAGUCUAUUGACGCACGUAUCUCGCGCUACGAAGCAGAUGUUGAACAAGCUGGGCGUCUUCACAGUAUCGUCCUUCCAUGCGUUUAUCUGCGCGCGUAGUCCAUCCUUGCUGAAUAAUUUAUUGGCGGGUCGCGGAGCGACAAAGAGAAGACCGCCGCUGUUGUCGAGGUCGAAUAGCGGUUCCAGCAGACGUUCGCUGCAGAUCUCGUCUAGGGACGAGGAGAAGAGUGUCAAGGUGUCCGUGCCGGAAAAUCAGGUACGAUCAUCAGGACAUCGGCUCGUGUCGGUGUUCCUGCGCGAUGCCAUGACCGUGGAGGAGUUUCUGGCAAGCGCAUGCACCAGGAAAAAUCUUAAUCCGAUGGAGCAUUUUGUGCGUGUCAAAAAACGCCGAGAUAUGGAGGACCACAACUAUUUUGUGCCACACAGGACUGAUUUGAUAGAAACCUAUUUGCAUACGCACGAAAUCGUGGAAGUCUGUGCCAAGAUUUUAUAUCAAGUGGAAUUGCAAAGAAAUACUUUAGAGCAAAUGUGGGGCUUCUCCGUUGAGGCCGAGCUCAUAGAAAACUCCGACAGACAGGACGAACUCUGUUGCUAUGUUAGCAGAGUGGAAGACAAGAGUGUCGCCAUGCAAAAUGGAAUCAUUAAGGGUGAUGAGAUUAUGGUAAUCAACGGCGCCAUUGUGAGCGACUUGGAUAUGAUGUACUUGGAGAGCGUUUUACAAGAGGAGGUAGGUCUCUGCAUGAUGAUGCGAUCCUCCAGGACAGAGCCACCGGAUCUCACGGGUAUUAUGCGAGUCACCGACGAUAUAAUCGAGAGUCUGGUUUGCCCGCCGCCACCUACCGAUCCACCAGUCAUCAGCGAAGAAAUGAUUUCCGGUCUCAUUGUGCCGGCACCAGGAUGGAGUAAGGAAAACAUUAUGCAGGAAUGCUCGGCCGCUCACAUGGAGAACAAGCAGACCUCGCGCACCAAUUCCUUCGAGAUCGAAAAUCUUUUGAAGACUGCCGAACAGGUGACAGGGAUCUGUCGUUCGCCGGGGGAGACCAGGAAAUCGAGUCCCACCGGAAGCGUCGUCAGUUCCCAUUCGCAAGCCCUCAACACACCGAGCCGGCAAUUAAGCGACGCUGAGAAGUUGAAGAAAGUGAUUUUAGAACUGAUUGAGACUGAACGGACUUACGUAAAGAAUUUAAAUAAUUUGCUGGAGAACUAUUUGGAACCCCUUAAACGUGAGACCUUCCUGUCGAACGCGGAGAUCAACGCGCUAUUUGGCAAUAUUCAGGAAAUCGUCACGUUUCAACGACAGUUCCUGCAGAAUCUUGAUCAUGCCAUCGAGAUGGAGGCUGAUUUCAAUAACUUCGACCAUCCGAGUCAAUUUAAGGGAGUCCUGUUUUCCAUUGGAAGUGCCUUCUUAUAUUACGUAAAUCACUUCAAGCUAUACAGCUCGUUUUGCGCCAGUCACUCGAAGGCUCAGAAAGUUUUACACCCAAACGAGGGAAAUCAAGCUUUACAAGAGUUCUUGCAAGCGAGAAAUCCUCGGCAGCAACACUCGUCGACUUUAGAAUCAUACUUGAUAAAACCUAUACAAAGAAUACUCAAGUAUCCGCUGCUGUUGCAGCAACUUAGGAAUCUCACCGAUGAACGAAGCGAAGAACACCAACAUUUGAUCGAGGCGCUUAAAGGCAUGGAAAAGGUGGCGGAACAUAUAAACGAGAUGCAAAGAAUUCACGAAGAGUACGGAGCUAUUUUCGAUCAUUUGUUCAGACAACACCAAAAAUCCUGCAAACAGCCGAUUGACUUAAGUCCAGGCGAUCUUUUAUACUACGGAGGCGUCGAAUGGCUCAAUAUUUCCGAUUUUCUCGGCAAGAUAAAGAAGGGUCUCGAAUUGCACGCGAUGUGCUUCGUAUUUAAAUCGGCUGUCGUGUUUCUAUGUAAAGAAAGAUUAAGACAGAAGAAGAAACUUAUGGGAGUUUCGACCAAGGCUAACUCCAGUGAGGUAGAAAUCAUUCGUUAUCAAGUGCUGAUCCCAGUGACGGAAGUUCAGGUCAGAGCCAGCUCUGCCAAAGACAUGGAGUCCCACUUUUUAUGGGAACUGAUUCAUUUAAGAAGUCAAUUACAGAGGAGAUCGGAGAAAGUAUACGUGCUCUCCAACAGUACGACGGAAUUUCGAAACGCGUUCUUAAAGACAAUCCGGCAGAUCAUCCGAGAGUCGGUGAGAAAUAUGAGCAUACCCUCGACAAAGCAGAAUAUGAGCCAUGCUCCGAUGUCGAUGGCGCCGCGCAUGUCGACCGGUCAUGUGGAAAAAUUUGACAAGCAGCAGAUCGGACAGGUUCAAAACGGAAACGGCAGCGUGGUCAUGGCGACAGGUACGCUCUCGAAGAAGGCGAUGAAGCAGCAACUGUUGGCAAAUUCGCACAAGCGCAAGUACAGUCAUUCCAAACAGACGGUGGAACACGAGAGCUCGGAAGAUAAGGACCAGGAGGAUGCGCCGGUCGUCCAGCAGCAAACCACGUUUCGCUCCAGAAGCAAAACCAUAAGUGACACUUCCGGUGAAGUAAAAGUUGAAAUGGAUUCGGGUACGAAGUCGGAAGGUGAGGAAGACUCGCAGGCUUUUUUAGGCGAGAAGAAGACAAAUCUCGGCCGCACACCAAAUCAUCUGACGCUGAGCACCACGUCGACUAUCUCGGCGGGAAGCACUGGCAGCCAGGCUAGAUUGAUCCAGUCCUCCCAUCAGCCUGAGAAUUACCAGCCCAUUACCGUCAAGGAACUUGGUUCGCCGAUCUGGAAACCACGGGAGCUACCUUCUCUGGGGGAGGCUACUACAUUGCCGCGCAAGGGUAAGUCCGCCAGCGAGUUCGCGGACAUGAGCUCGAGCCACAGCGCCUCCCGAAAAUCUCUGAUAGAAAUCAACAAUUGUGCUCAACAACCUAACUUUAAUAAUCAUGUUUAAGUUGAAUAAUAUCGAGGCUGACUCGCUAACGAGGUAAUAUCGUUAUAAGUUCCAUCACAUCAUCAUUAAACACAACCAACCACCACUACAACCAUUACCAUAAACGUAAUACACAGAGAUAAUUGUCCAAUUAUUGCGAUUGUCAUGAUAUCGAUACGCAAGAGAUACGCGUCUGCCGUUCACGUGGAAUUUAUGAAAAAAACUGCACUUUCUCCCUCUUCUCUCUUCCUCAUUUUGUCUUCCAGCAGAAAUCCGUGUAUAUGUGCUUGCUUGCGUGAGAAAGGAAUGUAUGAGAGAUAGCGAGAUGCUCGAUCUUCUACCUCAUUUUAUGGGUGAAAUUUAUAUAGAAUUAAAAAAAAUUUUUUUGCUUUUAUGAAUUAUA
Molecule: messenger RNA, 7750 nt
Organism: Cataglyphis hispanica
Lineage: Eukaryota; Metazoa; Arthropoda; Insecta; Hymenoptera; Formicidae
Gene: sif
Product: protein still life, isoform SIF type 1
Exons: 33
Coding region: 1057-7368 (2103 amino acids)
Biological process (GO): positive regulation of axonogenesis; activation of GTPase activity; small GTPase-mediated signal transduction
Cellular component (GO): membrane; synapse
Molecular function (GO): protein binding; guanyl-nucleotide exchange factor activity
Source: RefSeq, a predicted model, not a curated record